Messenger RNA from Neodiprion virginianus, 2449 nucleotides. Its product is annotated as afadin- and alpha-actinin-binding protein-like. The coding region runs from base 285 to 1076 and encodes 263 amino acids. The record is from RefSeq and is a predicted model, not a curated record. NCBI's taxonomy places the organism in Eukaryota, Metazoa, Arthropoda, Insecta, Hymenoptera, Diprionidae. The transcript is spliced from 7 exons.
AUGACUUGUACAAUGUGUGGUGGACCAAUAGUUAAAUUCGUUAAAUGGGGAUGGGUAAAAUGAGGAUGCGAUGCCGCCUAUGUAUACAUACAAAUAUCAGCAGGCGAACCUUUGACCCUCUAAAUCUUAAAUGUAUAUGUUUAUUUGACAUUAAUUUAGACGUACCCGAAUGCUAGGCGCUCUUUGUUUGCUUUUUUUUAAAUUUAAUUUUCAUUAUACUUACCCCAGCGUCAAUUAUAACGUCGUUUGUUUGAAAAAGGAAUUCUUGAAUCUUCUGUACAACUAUGGAAAGGAAUUCUGAUGCCAUCUCAUCUCUAAGGAGUCUUAGAACCAUGAUGGCUAUGCACAGAGAAUCUCCCAAGGAAGCUCAUUUUUGUACUUUAGACAAUUUGAGCGAGGCUCUUUCCACUCUUUCAGAGGAACUUGAGUCCUUUGGUUUUCUUCCAACUGCAUUGAACAUCGACGAAUCUCAGUCCUUGGAAUCAAUAAAAUCUACUUGCGUCAAACUUAUAAACGCAUCUUGGGGCUUAGUUCAUGAACAUAGGAUGCUUAUGAGGGUGAAUGAACAAGCUAGUGAUGUGCAACACAGAACAGCAAGUGAUAAUUCUAGUCUCACUAAUCAUGUUAAGCGUCUGAAAGAGGAUUUGGAAAAGAAGCAGUAUCUUUUAUGUGAAUCUCAGGAAAGGGAAAGACGACUGAAAGUCAAAUGCGAAUCCCUGUCUCGUGAAUUCAAACACGAGAAGGACGAGGCAGUGAAAUUGAGGAAACAGCUACAGUCUAAGGAUAUUCAGCACGCUCAUGAAGUAAAACGCUUACAGCAAAGUGGCCACAAACUGCGAGAUCAGCUGCAAAAAUCCGUUGGAAUGUAUGUACCGAGGGACAAAGCAUCUCAGAAUAUUCAAGAGGAACACGAGCGUCAGUUGAAUAUGUACAAACAGACAAUUUGUCGCUUACAAGAAAGCAACAGCCAACUGUUGUUGGAUAUUAAUGAUUUGAAAGAUGCGCUGAGCCUACAUUCCGAAGCAAUCGAUCUACAAGCUGAGGCGUCAGGAAUUUGGAACGAUGCAGACAUCUAGAGCUUCAUAGUGUAAACAGAGUGCUGAGGAACAACCAUCUCGUUUUGGAUGUUAGGCUAAUUGACUAUACUUGUGCAUGCAGAGUAGAUCAGGAUGUCAUGGAUGAACCAAAAUCGCUGACAACGCCGGAAAAAUUAUGAGCCCUUACUUCAAGGACUCUUUGCCAGAUACCGACGUCAGGUUUCUGGGUUGCGAAACUGUUCCAACAACCGCGAAUUGACGUCAAUGAAAACAAGUUUGCGCAAACUGCGUAAUGGGUGCCUUCCCAGUCUCCGUUAUGACUGGGACUACAAUAGUACCACAGCACCUGAGGUUUGCUGCCCUAGCAGCUUGCAUAACGAACCAUUCCUCGAUUGCUUGAAUCCAAUCCGAUGCUAACCGUUUCAAGGUUCCUUAGAACGUUCCUUAAUUGCUUGCAUUUAACCUUUCACGUUAUUAGAUACGUUGCUGCCACGGUGCGCGACACUAUUUCGUCUUUCAACAGAAACCUGUUCCAGACUGAGAGCGACGAUCACUCGACGUGUCGAAUGCGAUCUGUUCGUGUCGUGCUAAUUUUCUCGCUUAAAAUUCGGACGUCAUUUCAAUUCGAAAUGUGUUUUACCAGGAUUGCCACUAAUUUUAGAUUGUAAAAUUCCUCGACUUUUCCAAGUUUGUUAGAACUGAAGUUACAAUGUUUCACAUACUUUGUGUGCAAACUAUGAACACUAAAAUGAUGGAGAAAAGGUGAAAAAAAAAAAAACAUUAAUGAAUUGCCAUAAACGAUAUUUGCCUAUUUAAGUUUUUCAUUCGUAACUGAGUCACACGUGGACAGAUAUAAUGCUAUAACUAAUUAGCUGAUACUGUGCAACAUUUCAUCAUCAGUUUUAAUGAAAAUUCUAAAAAUUCUAAAAAUUCUUUAACUUUUCCAUGAUUUUUCUCGCAACUUUAUCUCUACCAUUAUUGUCACUUCAUUUGAACCACUGAACUCAAUAUCAACAGAGUUCAGUGAUUUGAACUUAGUACGUGGGCGUUGAUAGACAUAACUUCGGAGUGGAAAACAUAUAUCACGACACACAUGAGGCGUGAACUUGAAAUAAUUAAAAUUAUGAGUAUUUUUUUCUAAAAACAGUUAUAUUUGUUAAUUAGCCGGGACAGUGUAUAAAAUAAACUCGAUAACCUAUCAUUCCCAAAUAAUAUUCCAAUUGCCGUCUUAGAGCCGGAUAAAUGUUUGACAAAUCAAUGUGGAAAAUCGUCUUUGACAACUGGUAAAACAUAUUUCACUGAACGUAAUUCUUGCUGUCAGGCCAUUAGACGCCAUUCGUUUUACAACAAAUGAGGAAUUCAAGUAAUUACGCUGAAUACUGUAGCUGCAGUAGCAGUUUAAUUUAUAAUGU